AUGGAACCGACUGAAGGCGCGUUCAGCGCUGGCAGCUCCAGUGUCGGGCGGCCAGAGGCCCGAGCUGCAGCAAGCUUGACAGGAAUGAGUGUGAGAGAGAGUUUGUCCUCCAAAGAGAGACAUCAGAUGCUUCCACCACAAGACAAGGCCGAGAAAAGUAAUUCCACUAUUGUGGGCACCAUAGUGAUGAACAAAGCCCUCCAUGAACCUAUGUACAUUUUCAUUGCAGCUUUGUUAAUCAACUCUGUUCUUUACAGCACUGUUAUCUAUCCAAAGCUUUUGAUUGACUUUUUAUCUGAAAAACAGAUCAUAUCUUAUUCAGCCUGUAUUUUUCAGUGGUUUAUAUAUUACACUCUAGGUAUUUCAGAAUUCUUCCUGUUGUCAGUCAUGUCUUAUGACAGAUAUGUGUCUAUAUGUAAACCUCUGCAAUAUCCAACUAUCAUGACAAAAAAAACAGUUUAUAUGUUCCUGAUUUUAGCUUGGAUUCUACCAGCUUGUCAGAUGUCAGUGGGACCGUUGCUGAUUGCUAAUGAAAAACUCUGUUACUUUAUCUUGAAAGGAAUAACUUGCAACAGCACAGUUCAAAAGCUUCAGUGUGUGACUUCAACAGUGGCGAAUAUAUAUGGCUUGAUUCUUUUUGUAGAAUCUGUACCUCUUCCUGUACUCUUCAUACUUUUUACAUACACCAGGAUACUUAUAAUAAUCUAUCGAAGUAGUAGAGAAGUCAGAAGAAAAGCUGCACAGACCUGUUUACCCCACCUGUUGGUUCUAAUCAACUUUUCCUGUUUGAGUGCAUAUGAUGAGCCUUAG
Molecule: messenger RNA, 810 nt
Organism: Sander lucioperca (pikeperch)
Lineage: Eukaryota; Metazoa; Chordata; Actinopteri; Perciformes; Percidae
Product: olfactory receptor 13C2-like
Exons: 4
Coding region: 1-810 (269 amino acids)
Biological process (GO): G protein-coupled receptor signaling pathway
Cellular component (GO): membrane
Molecular function (GO): G protein-coupled receptor activity; olfactory receptor activity
Source: RefSeq, a predicted model, not a curated record